ACCUGGGUCAGCCCUGAGCCCUCGAGCAGGGCGGAUCGGCCGCUGCCUGCUUAAAGCUGGGGCCGCCAGGAGUGCGAUCGCCUGCGGAUCUGCAGCUGGGCACCGGCCGCAACGCCCGCCCCGCGACGGCAGGGCUGGGAAUGGGGGGGACCAAGCACUUCGCAGGGUGACCCGGGGAGAUCUGUGAGCCAGUGGCCUCAGCGUUGAAUGAGAGCUCUCUCCCGGGUCCGCGCUCGCAGGGACUGAAGGGACUCCUGAAUGUCCGCGGGACGUGUCGCGGCGGCGCCCAGCACGGAGGAGGCAGGCAGGGAGGGAUUCCCACCCAGUGCCACGUGAGAACACAGGCGUGCAUCGCAGACAAGCCACACAGGCCUCGCAGGCUCAGCAUACAUGUCUGCAGCAACACCAUCAGGUACAGAGCCGAGGCCCAGGUAGGCAUGCUCAGCUGCACGCAGGAAGCAAGACACACCCAGACACACACAGGGAAUAAAGGCUCAGGGACCGGCAGUUCUACUCUAGAGCCCACCAGCCUCUCAGAGCCUCCGGUGACUGGCCUGUGUCUCCCCCUGGAUGGACAUGUGGACGGCGCUGCUCAUCCUGCAAGCCUUGUUGCUACCCUCCCUGGCUGAUGGUGCCACCCCUGCCCUGCGCUUUGUAGCCGUGGGUGACUGGGGAGGGGUCCCCAAUGCCCCAUUCCACACGGCCCGGGAAAUGGCCAAUGCCAAGGAGAUCGCUCGGACUGUGCAGAUCCUGGGUGCAGACUUCAUCCUGUCUCUAGGGGACAAUUUUUACUUCACUGGUGUGCAAGACAUCAAUGACAAGAGGUUCCAGGAGACCUUUGAGGACGUAUUCUCUGACCGCUCCCUUCGCAAAGUGCCCUGGUACGUGCUAGCCGGAAACCAUGACCACCUUGGCAAUGUCUCUGCCCAGAUUGCAUACUCUAAGAUCUCCAAGCGCUGGAACUUCCCCAGCCCUUUCUACCGCCUGCACUUCAAGAUCCCACAGACCAAUGUGUCUGUGGCCAUUUUUAUGCUGGACACAGUGACACUAUGUGGCAACUCAGAUGACUUCCUCAGCCAGCAGCCUGAGAGGCCCCGAGACGUGAAGCUGGCCCGCACACAGCUGUCCUGGCUCAAGAAACAGCUGGCGGCGGCCAGGGAGGACUACGUGCUGGUGGCUGGCCACUACCCCGUGUGGUCCAUAGCCGAGCACGGGCCUACCCACUGCCUGGUCAAGCAGCUACGGCCACUGCUGGCCACAUACGGGGUCACUGCCUACCUGUGCGGCCACGAUCACAAUCUGCAGUACCUGCAAGAUGAGAAUGGCGUGGGCUACGUGCUGAGUGGGGCUGGGAAUUUCAUGGACCCCUCAAAGCGGCACCAGCGCAAGGUCCCCAACGGCUAUCUGCGCUUCCACUAUGGGACUGAAGACUCACUGGGUGGCUUUGCCUAUGUGGAGAUCAGCUCCAAAGAGAUGACUGUCACUUACAUCGAGGCCUCGGGCAAGUCCCUCUUUAAGACCAGGCUGCCGAGGCGAGCCAGGCCCUGAACUCCCAUGACUGCCCAGCUCUGAGGCCCGAUCUCCACUGUUGGGUGGGUGGGCCCUGCCGGGACCCUGCUCACAGGCAGGCUUUUCCUCCAACCUGUGGCGCUGCAGCAGGGCAGGAAGGGGAAACACAGCUGAUGAACUGUGGUGCCACAUGACCCUUGUGGCACAGAUGCCCACGUAUGUGAAACACACAUGGACAUGUGUCCCAGCCACAGUGUUAUGCUCUGUGGCUGGCUCACCUUUGCUGAGUUCCGGGGUGCAAUGGGGGAGGGAGGGAGGGAAAGCUUCCUCCUAAAUCAAGCAUCUUUCUGUUACUGAUGUUCAAUAAAAGAAUAGUUGCCAAGGCUGAA
Molecule: messenger RNA, 1898 nt
Organism: Homo sapiens (human)
Lineage: Eukaryota; Metazoa; Chordata; Mammalia; Primates; Hominidae
Source: RefSeq, a predicted model, not a curated record